CCCAGUCACAUAAAUAAAACCGCCAUCUUCUUCUCUCUCUCUCUCGUCUUCUCCCCUCUAAAACCCUCUCCUCCACAACCAGACCCAGUCAUGCGCUCCUUCCCUCUGUAAUGAACCAAGGUCUCUAUCUCUUCUUCCAAGAAGAAGAUGGCUGAUCAUCAGUAUCAAAGCCAGGAGGAACAGCACCUGGUUCUAGACUCCACCGUCUUGUUUGAUGCUCUCUACUGUUCGGAGGAAAAUUGGGAGGAAGAGCUUACAGAGGACUAUUCUUGUGAGGAGAAAUAUCAGGAACAAGAAGAUACCCGCUGGAGUAGUCUGGUUUCUACCAACAAGCUAAACCCUCUUCCUGUCUUGCUGAAACAAGAUCUCUCUUGGGACGAUGAGGAGCUUUCGUCUCUACUGUCAAAACAAGAGGAAAAUCAUCUCUGCAAAGUGAUUGAAACCGACCCUUCUUUGUCCGUUGCGCGGAGGAAGGCGGUGGAGUGGAUGCUGAAGGUCAUUUCUCACUACUCUUUCUCCGCUGUCACGGCGGUUCUUGCCGUUAACUACCUCGAUAGGUUUUUGUUCAGUUUCCAUUAUCAGAGAGAGAAGCCAUGGAUGAUUCAGCUAGCUUCUGUGGCUUGUCUCUCUCUUGCUGCCAAAGUGGAGGAGACCCAAGUCCCACUCUUACUAGACCUUCAAGUUGGGGAUUGUGCUUAUGUGUUCGAAGCUAAACAAAUCCAGAGAAUGGAGAUUCUAGUGCUGUCCACGCUUCAAUGGAAGAUGAACCCUGUAAUCCCACUCUCAUUUCUCGAUUACAUGACAAGGAGACUUGGAUUAAAGGAUCAUCUCUGCUGGGAAUUCCUCAGCCGAUGCGAGCGAAUCAUUCUCUCUGUCAUUUCGGAUUCUAGAUUCAUGAUGUAUCUUCCUUCUGUCAUGGCUACUGCUACUAUGCUGCACGUCAUCAAUGGCGUAGCGCCAUCUCUUGGAUUGGAAUACCAAGACCAGCUACUCGGCAUCCUGGGAAUUAAGAAGGACAAAGUAGAUGAUUGCUGCAAGCUGAUAAUCGAAUUAGCAUCAAGAGUCGGCGGCGCCCAAUCCAAUAAACGCAAGUUUGGUUCAAUCCCAGGCAGUCCAAACGGCGUAAUGGAUAUGUCAUUUAGCUCUGAUAGCUCAAACGAUUCAUGGGCUUUCGCUGCAUCAUCUGUGUCUUCUUCCCCAGAACCUGUUUCCAAGAAAACCAAAACUCAAGACGAGCUUCAGAAGAGCCGCAUAAACGAUGCAACUGCUGAUAAUUUUCUCAGCAUUCCUCACUAGUUCCCCAUUCCCUUUUCUUUAAUUUCCUCAAGUCUUCAAUAAUUUUUAUACCCACCAAGCACCUGUGUCUUUCCAUGUUACAAGUAAAUUGCCAACCAUCUCUGCAAUUUUUUAGGACUGACAGAGACUACUCUCACAAGAACAACUUAUCAAGGACACAUUCCUUCUCCGAGCUAAAAUGGGGCGUGUAUGGAGAUUUGGGAUAAUAGCAGAGAUUGUUGGCAAUUGGGAUUUUAUCCAGAGGAAAGCAAACAACUUUUGAAACAUACAAUUAAGAGGUCUUGCAUUAAAGUUCAAACCUUUAUCCAUCCAACCACGACGUACCUCUCUAUCUGUACUUGGGUCGGGUUCUUUUGUUCCAUAAACAUAAUAAAUGUUAAUUUCAUCAAA
Molecule: messenger RNA, 1686 nt
Organism: Carica papaya (papaya)
Lineage: Eukaryota; Viridiplantae; Streptophyta; Magnoliopsida; Brassicales; Caricaceae
Product: cyclin-D3-3-like
Source: RefSeq, a predicted model, not a curated record